This is a messenger RNA of Patiria miniata (bat star), 2099 nucleotides long. Its product is annotated as solute carrier organic anion transporter family member 4A1-like. Gene Ontology annotation, cellular component: membrane. The coding region runs from base 8 to 2008 and encodes 666 amino acids. Gene Ontology annotation, biological process: sodium-independent organic anion transport; transmembrane transport. Gene Ontology annotation, molecular function: protein binding. Lineage: Eukaryota; Metazoa; Echinodermata; Asteroidea; Valvatida; Asterinidae. The transcript has 8 exons. The record is from RefSeq and is a predicted model, not a curated record.
GUCAAAAAUGGCCGUUGGAGAACCUAAACAACAGCUGGCUUGCAUUGAGGAAGAUGCUCCGGAGUGCAGAUAUUUCUCUUUCAGUCCCCCUUGUCUUCAACGCUUCGCACGGCCGGCCUUCUUCGUUUUCAUUGGCUGCAUGUUUUUCUUCAUGGAUGGUUUUGUGGUCGGGAUGUUCCAGGGGGUGUUGACAACCAUUGAGCAUCGCUACCAGUUAAACGUCACUCAGCUGAGCAUGAUAGUUGGAGCCUACUGUAUAGGCGGCGUCAUUGGAAUCACGUGUCUGAUCUUAUUCCUCAGUAGGCCAGAUACCAAUCGAGCACGUGUGAUGGGAAUCUGCUGCUUGUUGAACGGUCUUGCGAUUUGUUCACAAACUAUUCCACAGUUUAUCCAAAGUCCUUACGUUCCUGGAGGUUUUGAGACCAGCAACAACUCGGCAAACGCGUAUCAGGAGGUAGAGAUGGUGUGCAGAGGAGAGCAGGUGGAUGAGAAGCUCUGCACUGAGGAUCAGGUGGCUGAGAACGUGUCUCCCAAUCAGGUUGCUUUCUAUGUACUCUUUUUUGGCUCAAUGCUUGAAGGUGUAUUUUUUACGAUCGUGUUUACCUUAGUGGAAACAUACAUCGCAGAUUCUACAACUCCAGGAAAAACCGCAUUUUAUAUGGGUAUCUUGGGUGCUGUUGGUGGCUUAUCCCCUGUGGCAGGCAUCUUUGUGACUGCAGCAUUCCUUGGUCUGUGGGUUGAUUUCUACAGAGUCCCCUCCUCAGCUGUCCCCGUGUCACCCAAUGACCAUGAGUGGGUGGGAGCUUGGUGGCUAGGGUUCGCCAUGUCUGCGUUAUUGAGUCUGUUACCAGUGGUGCCUUUCUUUGGAUUUCCCAGCGUGAUGAGAAACUCACAAGGCACAGAAGCUGUCAAUGGAGAUGGUUACCAGCAAAUCCAGAAAGUGGUACAAGCUUCCAAACGGGAUACUUUCAAAGAUAGUUUGGUGACGUUUUGGAGGGUGUUGAAAAACCGUGACUGUAUGCUGACGUGCCUCUCUCAAGCGUGCGCUAUCCUCAUUCUGUAUGGAUAUGGAACCUUCGUUCCUAAGUACCUGGAAGUUCAGUUUGAGAUGGCAACCCAACUAGCCGACAUUCUAACGGGUUGUCUACUAGCCCCUGCAUACGCCAUCGGCUACGUUCUGGCUGGAUCCCUCGUCAAACGAUUCAACAUUCAAUACCAAGGCCUAGUCUCCCUCUCGUGCGUCGCACUGGCCCUCGGCGUCAUUGGCUUCACAGUGAUUUUGUUCAGUGGUUGCCAAAAUGAAAACCUUGCCGGUGUCUUCACGCCCUACGUCGGACAAAGUCAUCUUGAUUUAAAGGCGUCCUGCAACUCAGACUGCGCAUGCUCCUUGUCAGUGUACUCACCUGUAUGUGACGGUCAAGGAAUCACCUAUUUCUCAGCGUGCCAUGCAGGAUGUCGAGUCGUCACAGAACAGGAAUACGGCGACUGCUCAUGCUUAACCACUGGGCCAACAAAUACAGCUAUGGACCUUAACGCAAAUGGAACAAGUGUGACUGUUGAGGAGGCCUGUGACAAUCACUGCACACUCGGUGCCUUGUACCUUGUGGUGCUGACCGUUGUGUUGAUGCUGGCCCAAUUCGCACAGCUCAUGCGUUUGAAUGUCGUCAUUCGGUGCGUUUCUCCAGAAGACAGGCCGGUUGCUCUGGGCGUCUACAAUGCGACAGCCCUGUUGGCUAGUGCCCCGGCUAGUUAUGUGUUUGGCGCCAUCAUCGACUCCGCCUGCAUGGUAUGGCAACAAACGUGUUACGGUCAAGGGGCAUGCCUUCUGUACGACAAGGUCUGGUACCGCUUCUCCUAUAAUGGACUUGCCUUGGGAGUUGGGAUACUGUGUCUCGGUUCCAUGCUUAUUGUGUGGAAGUUUCCUUCGUACACAGAUAAAAAGGUCAAUAAUAAUGUGAAGGAAGAGGAAUAUGCAUCGGAAGAAAAGUCUCUGACCGGUCCGAUAUAACACAAUCAAGCAUUUGUGCUAUUUUGGAAAAAAAAUACCUUUUAAUUUGCUCUCGUAUCAGCUUGAUAGUUUUGCUUGAUAAGUAAUAUCA